Oldenlandia corymbosa var. corymbosa is the source of this 1972-nucleotide messenger RNA. The record is from the annotation of a GenBank genome assembly. Lineage: Eukaryota; Viridiplantae; Streptophyta; Magnoliopsida; Gentianales; Rubiaceae.
UCUUCGUCCUGCUCCAAAUUUUCUAGUAGUACUUUUUUCCCGUAGAACUAAUUUACUUAUAGAACUUGAAAAAAAAAACAGUUAUCAAUUUAGUAAUGGCUUCAAAUAUGCUAUCCACUUUCCUCCUCCUCCUUCCCUUGAUUGCUUCAACUUCGCAGACCAUCUUUGUAUCAGCAGAUCCUACCUAUGACAGUUUUGCAAAUUGUUUAGCAGAAAAUGGAAUCCCAAGAGACCAAAUUUCCCGGAUACUUUACAGUCCCACAAGUUCUUCAUUCAGCUCUGUUUUAAAUGCGUAUGUUCGAAAUCUAAGAUUUAACACGACAAGCACUAAAAAACCGUCCAUAAUUGUCACCCCUUUGCAGCUUCAAGGAGUCCAAGCAGCCGUUUUAUGCACAAAACAAUCAAACCUGCAGUUGAAAAUCCGAAGCGGAGGGCAUGAUUAUGAAGGUAUUUCGUACGUUUCAGAAAACAAUUUUGUGAUUCUCGACAUGUUCAAUAUUAGAAACAUUACAGUUGACAUUUCUACUAAGACCGCUUGGGUUCAAACCGGGGCGACACUUGGGGAACUCUAUUACAGAAUCUGGAAACAGAGUAAUGUUUAUGGCUUCCCCGCCGGUGUUUGCCCGACGGUAGGUGUCGGUGGGCACAUCAGCGGCGGCGGUUAUGGUCCGUUGUUGCGUAAAUUCGGGCUCACGGUUGACAACGUUGUCGAUGCACAGAUUAUUGAUGUUAAUGGAAAUGUUUUGGAUAGGAAAGGAAUGGGUGAAGAUCUGUUUUGGGCUAUUAGAGGCGGUGGUGGAGCAAGUUUUGGAGUUGUUUUGUCUUACAAGAUUAAUUUAGUACCAGUUCCUCCAAUUGUUACUGUUUUUAAUGUUCAAAGAACUCAGGCUCAGAAUGCAACCGAUAUUCUUGUUCAGUGGCAAAAUGUUGCCAGCAAAUACGAUGACAAUCUGUUCAUAAGAGUCCUUGUUCAACCUGUUACUAUCAAUAAGAGCAGAGGAAUUAGAUUGACAUUCAUUGCAUUGUACUUGGGAGAUUCCAAUAGCCUUCUUUCUGUCAUAAAUUCAAAACUUCCAAAGUUGGGAUUGAAGAAAAGUGACUGUAUUGAAACGAGUUGGAUCAGAUCGAUGCUGUUUUGGAUGAAUUUCGACAUCAAAACUGCACCAGAAGCUCUGCUUAGCAGAACCCCUGAUUCAGUGAACUUCUUGAAGAGGAAAUCUGAUUAUGUCCAGACCCCAAUUCCAAAAACUGCAUUAACAUCGAUUUUUGCCAAGAUGGUUCAGCUUGGAAAAGUGGGAUUUGUGUUCAAUCCUUAUGGUGGAAGAAUGGGACAAAUUGCUGAGACUGAAACGCCGUUUCCUCAUCGGGCAGGGAUCAUUUACAAGAUUCAGUAUUCGGUUAACUGGCAAGAUGCAUCUCCAGAUUUAGCACAGCAAUAUCUUGCACAAGCAAAGGAGCUUUACAGCUUCAUGACACCAUACGUGUCGAGCAAUCCGAGGCAGGCUUUUCUGAAUUACAGAGAUCUGGAUAUUGGGUCAACCACAAAUGGGAAGGAUAAUUACAAUGAAGGAAGAGUAUACGGGCUCAAGUAUUUCAAGGGCAAUUUUGAUAGGUUAGUGAGAGUCAAGACUGCGGUUGAUCCUGGGAAUUUCUUCAAGAAUGAACAGAGCAUUCCACCACUUUCUCAUUAAUCCAUCCCGUAUAAAAUUAAUCAACAAGUGUAAUACACACUAAUAUGCUCAAUCUCUCUUUUCAUACAACACAAGCACAUUUCAUUAAUAUAGAAAGCUUAUCGAUACAAAUAUACGGCACGAUUAUCUUUCUCUUUUUUAUCACGGAGUAGUAAUAACAAAUAUCACGGAGUACUUCGAAAUAAGGGAGUCGCAGGGAUUUCAAAUCCAAUUUCGGUCGUGCAGAAGAGGACGUUGUUAGCUUUAGUCGACUUAAAAAAACUGACAUGUUUAAUCCAAAA